Messenger RNA from Ricinus communis (castor bean), 3016 nucleotides. RefSeq names its product protein NPGR2. The record is from RefSeq and is a predicted model, not a curated record. Gene Ontology annotation, molecular function: protein binding. The coding region runs from base 524 to 2719 and encodes 731 amino acids. The transcript has 6 exons. NCBI's taxonomy places the organism in Eukaryota, Viridiplantae, Streptophyta, Magnoliopsida, Malpighiales, Euphorbiaceae.
UAUUUGACUAAAGUGCGAGUGAUAGAUUUCAUUAAAACUGGGUCCCAUUCAUUCCUUCGUCCAAUCCAACAAUCUUGCUGAUCAUUUCUUCUUUUUCUUUUUUUCCUUUUCCCUUAAAAUAAUGAAUUAACUAUGAUUUUAUUGUUAUUUUAAUCACUUCCCAAAUCUUCACUCUGUUCACACCCAUCCCGUUUACAGAAACAGAAAGAAUAUAUCAGUGUGUAUAUAUUUUCUUUAAUCGAAUUUAGUAUUUUAAUACCCUUGUACUGUUUGAAACUUCAACAACUACAGCAGAGCUAAUAAUAAGCUAACCGAAGAUUUAUUAAAGAGAAAAAGAAAAGUCUAUAGAAAGAGAAGGGUGAGAAUUAGCAAAAAAGAGUGAACGGAAAAGAUACUAUUUUUUUUGGAGCUUUGGAUUCUUAAGUUGAAUUUGUGGAGAUGCACUGUGGUGGUUUUGAUGUGUUGUGGGCUCAGUCAAUGCUUUUUUGCUAUGAAAGAAGAAUAUCAAGCGUCUUAAAACAUCAUGAGACUUAAAAAUUGGACGAAAUCUUGGGGACUUGACAUUAGAGGGAAAGUGUGGAAGAUGAUGAAGUGUAUUCGUUCCGGGGAGCAGUUAAGAGUAGAUGAGAUGGUUGCUUCAUCUGAGUCCUUGGCGACUAGGGACUACUCAGCGAGUGGCUAUUCUUCUCGAGCUGGUGAGGUAGAUACAAAGAUUGACAAUAGUAACAUUGAGGAAGCAGAGUCAUCUCUUCGUGAGAGUGGUUAUCUCAACUAUGAGGAAGCAAGGGCAUUAUUGGGAAGGCUUGAGUUUCAGAAGGGUAAUAUAGAAGCAGCACUGCAUGUGUUUGAAGGAAUUGAUAUUGCUGCUGUGACUUCCAAGAUGAAAGUCUCCCUUUCUAGAAGAUGUGAACAAAACCGACGUCGUUCUCAAAGUGAUGCUGUCCAACCUAUGUCUAUGCAUGCUAUUAGUCUACUCCUUGAAGCUAUUUUUCUUAAAGUAAAAUCACUACAGGGUCUUGGAAGGUUUGGAGACGCUGCUCAAUCAUGCAAAAUCAUUUUGGAUACUGUUGAGUCUGCAUUGCCAGAUGGCCUACCUGAAAGUGUUUCUGCAGAUUGUAAACUACAAGAAAUUCUAAGUAGAGCUGUUGAAUUGCUUCCAGAGCUCUGGAAACUUGCUAGGGCUCCCCAGGAAGCUAUCUUAUCAUACCGACAGGCGCUUCUCUAUAAUUGGAAUCUGGAAGCAGAGAUCAAAGCCAAGAUAGAAAAAGAAUUUGCUGUUUUCCUUUUGUAUAGUGGUACUGAUGCGAACCCUCCAAAUCUUCGGUCACAGAUGGAUGGCUCAUUUGUGCCAAGAAACAACGUAGAAGAGGCUGUUCUUCUACUAUUGAUUCUAUUAAGAAAAUUUGCUUACAGAAGGAUUGGAUGGGACCCAACAAUCAUCGAUCAUCUUUCUUUUGCCUUGUCUGUUUCCGGAGAACUAAGAGCGCUAGCUCAUCAGAUAGAAGAGUUACUUCCAGGAAUCCUAGAGAGAAGAGAACGAUAUUGCACUCUAGCUCUCUGCUACCAUGGGGAGGGUGAGGAUGUGGUGGCUUUGAAUCUUUUGAGGAACUUAUUAAAUAACAGAGAGAAUCCAGAUUGCAUAAUGGAAUUAUUACUGGCUUCAAGGAUUUGUGCAGAGAAAAUGAUUUCUGUUGAGGAAGGGAUGACUUACACUUCCAAAGCUCUUUCUGAAUUGCAUGGAAGAUGUGACCAGAUGGUAAGUGUUGCAAACUGCUUACAGGGUCUUUUACUGUCAGCUCAGUCCAGAUCAGUUGCUUCUGACUCUGAGAGGACUUGUAAGCAGUCUGAAGCACUUGAGGCACUUGAAACUGCUCACAAAGUAAUGAGAGAAAGAGAUCCACAAAUCAUAUACCAUCUUAGCUUAGAAAAUGCUGAGCAGAGGAAGUUGGAUAUUGCACUUUCUUUUGCUAAGCGUCUUUUGAAACUGGAGGCAGGAUCUAGUGUUAGAACAUACAUCCUGUUGGCCCGAAUAUUGUCAGCUCAAAAACGGUUUGUUGAUGCGGAGACGGUAGUCAAUGCUGCUCUAGAUCAGACUGGGAAGUGGGACCAAGGAGAAUUGUUGCGAACCAAAGCUAAACUCCAGAUUGCACAAGGCCAGUUGAAGAAUGCCAUACAGACCUAUACUCAUCUUCUUGCUGUUGUCCAAGUUCGAACUAAAACCUUUGCUGGUGGGAAGAGGCUGUUAAAGAGUAGGGGAAAUCAUGAUAGAAGGUUGGAAAUGGAAACAUGGCAUGACUUAGCCAACGUGUACACAAGUUUGUCUCAGUGGCGGGAUGCUGAGGUCUGCCUUUCGAAAUCCAAGGCUAUCAGUCCUUAUUCUGCUUCAAGAUGGCAUGCUGCAGGUUUACUCUAUGAAGCAAAGGGCUCACACCAAGAAGCUUUGAGAGCAUUCAGAGCAGCAUUAGAUGUCGAUCCUACUCAUGUUCCAAGCUUGAUAUCUACUGCCAGUGUCCUUAGACAAUUUGGUAGCCAGUCCAUACCAAUUAUCAGAAGCUUUCUUACCGACGCUCUAAGACUGGACAAAAUGAACCAUUCAGCAUGGUAUAAUCUUGGGCUGCUCUACAAGGCUGAUGCCAGUGCAUCAGCACUCGAGGCAGCCGAAUGCUUCGAGGCUGCAGCAAUUCUGGAAGAAUCUGCACCUGUUGAACCCUUCAGAUGACUCCAAAUGUAAAUCUUGUCUCUAUAAGCCCACAUCUAGAUGUAAAUUGUUACUCCAAGAAAAUUUGUUCCUCGCAACUUAGGCAUCUUGUGGUUGAAAUAUGUUGUAUAAUAGUGCAAAAAUGUGAAAAAAGAAUAGGGAAACAAAAGAAAAACAGAAGAUAGAGGUGUCAUAUUGUGGCUUGGUUCACUCGAAAGUUAGAUUUUAUUUGUUGUCAUCUCUUGAGUAAAGAAAGGAUAUAAUUAUAUUGUUCCUUUUGGAGCUUAUAUUACUUGGACUUGUGAAUUUUAAGGGUAA